AUGCCCAGCAGCGCGCCCCUCGUGUCGUCACGCUCGGGGUCGGCCCUCUCUGUCGCAACCGGCCGACCCAGCGUCGCGCGACCUCCUUUCGUGCGGAGCUCCCGCAGCGCCCACGCCUGCAGGCUGCGCGCUGGCAGCGAGAGGGCCCUGAGCGAGGUAGCCUCAGAGAUCCUCGAUCUCAUCCAGGCAGAGUCUCCGCCCGAAGACGCACGCGCGCGCGCCAGGGAGCUGUUGGCGGAGCUCACGCGCCGGUCCGAAGGGCGCCCCUUCCAUGAAGCGGCGCUCGCGGGCAAGUGGGAGGCGGUGUACACGCAAGGUCCCGUGGCGUGGAGGCUGUGGGGCGCUGGCGCGCGGGCGAUGGGCAAGCGGGACGCGUCGUUCCAGCAGUUCGAGCCGGACGGACGCCUCGUGGAGAACAGCGGUGAGCUUGCAGGGGGGGGCGUGAUGGUGCGCGCCACGGGCCGCUACGAGCCGCGCGAGGAGCCCGACGUGCUGCCUCGCACCAUCGUCGCCUAUAUCGAGCAGGGCGCCGUCGAGGUUCCGUCGCGCGGGUGGACCCUGCCGCUGCCUAUCCGUGGGAAGGGCUCGUUCGAGGUGGCGUACGUCGACCAGCGGAUACGGGUCUUCCGCAGCCCGCUCGGAUCGCUCGCCGUCCAGGUCCCUGCCGACCGGCCCUAG
Pedinophyceae sp. YPF-701 is the source of this 678-nucleotide messenger RNA. Lineage: Eukaryota; Viridiplantae; Chlorophyta; Pedinophyceae. The record is from the annotation of a GenBank genome assembly.